AUGCGACAGUCCGCCACGGAUGAGUUACAAUGCGACAGUCCGCCACGGAUGAGUUACAAUGCGACAGUCCGCCACGGAAGAGAGACAAUGCGACAGUCCGCCACGGAAGAGAGACAAUGCGACAGUCCUCCACGGAAGAGAGACAAUGCGACAGUCCGCCACGGAAGAGAGACAAUGCGACAGUCCGCCACGGAAGAGAGACAAUGCGACAGUCCGCCACGGAAGAGAGGUAAUGCGACAGUCCGCCACGGAAGAGAGACAAUGCGACAGUCCGCCACGGAAGAGAGACAAUGCGACAGUCCGCCACGGAAGAGUGACAAUGCGACAGUCCGCCACGGAAGAGAGACAAUGCGACAGUCCGCCACGGAAGAGAGACAAUGCGACAGUCCGCCACGGAAGAGAGACAAUGCGACAGUCCGCCACGGAAGAGAGACAAUGCGACAGUCCGCCACGGAAGAGAGACAAUGCGACAGUCCGCAACGGGAGUGUGACAAUGCGACAGUCCGUCACGGAAGAGAGACAAUGCGACAGUCCGUCACGGAAGAGAGACAAUGCGACAGUCCGCCACGGAAGAGAGACAAUGCGACAGUCCGCCACGGAAGAGAGACAAUGCGACAGUCCGCAACGGGAGUGUGA
Messenger RNA from Pecten maximus, 636 nucleotides. RefSeq lists its product as uncharacterized. NCBI's taxonomy places the organism in Eukaryota, Metazoa, Mollusca, Bivalvia, Pectinida, Pectinidae. The record is from RefSeq and is a predicted model, not a curated record. Bases 1 to 636 code for a protein of 211 amino acids. The transcript has a single exon.